Molecule: messenger RNA, 10336 nt
Organism: Diceros bicornis minor
Lineage: Eukaryota; Metazoa; Chordata; Mammalia; Perissodactyla; Rhinocerotidae
Gene: MRTFB
Product: myocardin related transcription factor B
Exons: 16
Coding region: 1779-5054 (1091 amino acids)
Biological process (GO): smooth muscle cell differentiation
Source: RefSeq, a predicted model, not a curated record
UGUACAUUUUUGCCUAAAAGAAAGAAAGCCUUGGGAGUCAAACUUCCUGUUAAAUUCUGUAUCUGCGUUUAUUAGUUCUGUGGACAUCAGGCAUCUAUUUGACUUCUCUGAGCCUCAGUUUCCUAAUCUGUAAAGGAACAAUUCUGUCUUUGUAAGAAUAUUCGGAGAAUUAAAAAAGAGCACGUGAAACUCGUCACUUAGUGCUGCUUCCACCACCGUCGCCACCAAUGCCAACAUGGGUGCAGGUUGCUGUUCUCCUUUUCUUUUUCCUACUCACCCCUCUCACUGUUAAAAGAGAAAAAAAGAAACCAUGAAGAAAGACAGUAAAAAGAUACAGUCAUGUGCCACAUAAUGUUUCAGUCAAUGACAGAUGGCAUAUAGGACGGUGGUCCCAUAAGAUUAGUACAUACAGCCUGGGUGUGGAGUGGGCUAUACCAUCUAGUUUUGUGUAAGUACACACUAUAUGAUGUUCAUGCAGCGACAAAAUUGCCUAACAGUGCAUUUCUCAAAAUGUGUCCCUGUCUUUAAGUGACGUGUGGCCGUGUCACAAUUGAAGUUGACAGUAAGCUGUGAUUCAGUUUGAGCAGGGUAAUCAAUGUACUUGAGAAGAGAGAGCAGACUCAGCCUGGCACUUGAGGCCUCUCCUGUUUUCUAGCUUUACUACUGAUUGCCCUCUUGGAUGCACCCUGACAACGAGGCUACUUAGCAUUCCCCAAAGGCCUUGUGCUUCCUGUAACACCAUCCCUUCCACUCAGUAUGUUCUGCCACUCAAUUCUACCAGUUCAGAUACAUACUCCCCUCACCCAGUGAAAACGGUAUCUGUCUCCUCGUGCAGCUUGUCUGUCCUGUAGCUUGGGCCUUGAUAGACUGGAAACUGUGAGGAGGGAAACUGUGUCCAUCAUGUCCACCGGAGAAUGCCCAGCAAAAUAUCUGGCAAAGAAUAGACAGUCAUAUUUGUUAAAUAAAGGAAUGAAUAAUUGACUUUGAUCUUUCUUUUGCCUUAUGUUAUGUGUCUGGGUAACUCGUCUCACCAAGUACACUGUACGCCUCUUGAAGACAGGCUUAUGCCAUUUCUCACUAAUAAUGAUGACAGUAAAAUGUGGUGGUGGAGGUGGUGAGAGGCAAACAGAUUUAUUAUAUAAGAGCAUAUAAUCAUAGAAACCAUAAUUAACAUUUGUUGACCAUUUAUUAUGUUCCAGGAACUGUUUUUAAAAAAGUCCCUGAUGUGGGUUAUCUCAUAUAGUCCUCAGCAACCCUGUGAGUUGGGUACUAUUAUUAUACAUAUGGGGAAACUGAGGCAUACAGGUUUAGGGGCUUGCUCAGGAUCACACAGGCUAGGAGGUGGUAGAGCUGGGAUUCCAAUGCAGACGUCCUAAGUCUAGCAGCCCAGCUCUGACCCUGCCACAGUGCUUUCAACCUGUUUGUUGAGUACAGUCAUUUAUAGGUUCUUGAACAAUUUAGGAAAAGUUAUUUAAGUACACAUGCAACUUCCCAUUUUCCUUCUCAACCAUCCCGUUUUAGUAACUUCUAUUCUUUUCUUUCCAAUUUAUCUCAGGCUUCAUGUUCUCCGGGAGGCUCUCUCAGACCGUUCUGCCUGGCCUGUAGUAGGUGUUCAACAAAAAGUGAAUUUUACUUUUUUUUCCCCUCCAGGUUCACAAUAAAGGUGCUAAGAAAGAGAAUGUAAGACAGGAAAAUAAUUAAAUAUUUUUACGGAGUCUCUUCAACAGGCCACAUUUAAGAGGUGUCUCGUACCCCUUGUUGCCGGUGGCUGGAACACGAUGGAUCACACAGGGGCGUUAGACACUGAGGAUGAAUUGGGACCUUUAGCCCAUCUUGCUCCAAGUCCUCAAAGUGAAGCGGUUGCCCACGAAUUCCAGGAACUCUCCUUACAGUCCAGUCAGCACUUACCCCCUCUGAACGAAAGGAAGAAUGUGCUCCAGCUGAGGCUGCAGCAAAGGAGGACGAGAGAACAACUAGUGGACCAGGGCAUCAUGCCACCUUUGAAGAGCCCAGCGGCAUUCCACGAGCAGAUAAAAAGCUUGGAACGAGCCAGAACUGAAAACUUUUUGAAACACAAGAUUCGGAGCCGACCAGAUCGUUCUGAACUUGUCAGGAUGCACAUUUUAGAAGAAACAUUUGCAGAGCCAUCCCUGCAGGCUACUCAGAUGAAGUUGAAAAGAGCUCGACUAGCUGAUGAUCUGAAUGAAAAGAUUGCUCAAAGACCUGGUCCUAUGGAGCUGGUGGAGAAAAACAUCCUUCCUGUAGACUCCAGUGUUAAGGAAGCAAUUAUAGGCGUUGGGAAGGAGGACUAUCCCCAAACUCAGGGCGAUUUCUCAUUUGACGAAGACAGCAGUGAUGCUUUGUCUCCAGACCAGCCAGCCAGCCAGGAGUCACAGGGGUCAGCUGCGUCCCCAAGUGAGCCAAAAGUUAGUGAAUCGCCAUCUCCUGUGACUGCAAACACUCCAGCCCAGUUUACUUCAGUGUCCCCAGCAGUUCCUGAAUUCUUGAAAACUCCUACUACGGAUCAGCCCCCUACAAGGUCCACAGCUCCUGUCCUCCCCACAAACACUGUGUCCUCAGCAAAGCCUGGGCCAGCACUGGUAAAGCAAAGCCAUCCCAAGAAUCCGAAUGACAAACACCGUAGCAAAAAGUGCAAAGAUCCCAAACCCCGGGUAAAGAAGUUGAAGUACCACCAGUACAUUCCACCAGAUCAGAAAGGUGAGAAGAACGAGCCGCAGAUGGACUCCAACUACGCCCGCCUUCUCCAGCAGCAGCAGCUGUUCCUGCAGCUACAGAUCCUGAGCCAGCAGCAGCAACACUACAACUACCAGACGAUCCUGCCUGCGCCACUCAAGCCACUCAAUGACAAAAAUAACAACAGUGGGAAUUCAGCUUUGAACAAUACCAUACCUAACACACCAAGACAGAAUACAUCUGCUCCUGUGAGAAAGCCAGGACCUCUGCCUUCAAGCUUGGAUGACUUAAAGGUGUCAGAACUGAAGACAGAACUGAAGUUAAGGGGUCUUCCAGUAUCAGGCACCAAACCGGACCUCAUCGAACGCCUGAAACCCUACCAGGAAAUGAACAGCAGUGGCGUUGCUGCUAGUGGCAUCGUGGCAGUGUCAACGUCUGCCAUCGUCACUAGUAACCCAGAAGUCACCAUGGCAUUGCCAGUUACAACACUGCUUAACUCUGUGACUAGCUCAGGCUCCACUUUCAAGGCAGAAUUGCCAUCUGCUGGAACCAGCAACGUAGCCCAUGUUGAAAAUGUUAAUUCCCCUCUGCCAAUCUCGCCAUCUCCCUCUGAACAGUCCAGUCUCAGUACCGAGGACACAAACAUGACAGACACUUUCACCGAGAUUAUGACCAUGAUGUCUCCUUCACAGUUCUUGUGCUCAUCUCCCUUGAGAGUGACAAAUAGUGAAGACAGCCUAAGUCCCACCAGCAGCACUCUGUCAAAUCUGGAACUGGACGCAGCUGAGAAGGAUCGCAAGCUUCAGGAGAAAGAGAAGCAGAUCGAAGAGCUAAAGAGGAAACUGGAACAAGAGCAGAAGCUUGUGGAAGUUCUGAAAAUGCAACUUGAGGUUGAAAAACGAGGGCAGCAGCAGCGGCCACUGGAAUCCCAGCCCAGCACGCCAGCUAAUUCUGCCAAGAAGUUAGACCAGAAACACGGCAGUGUAGGUUCCUCCGUCAAAGACGAGACCUCGCUCACUGACUGCUCCAGCUCCAGGCAGCCCGUCCCAGUAGCCAGCCAUUCUGUAGGCCAGCCUGUCUCUACUGGUGGCCAGACCCUUGUUGCCAAAAAGGCUGUAGUGAUCAAGCAAGAGGUCCCUGUGGUCCAGGCAGAGCCGCAGAGCAUCGUCCCGCAGUUUUAUGUGAGUUCCCAGGGACAGCCACCGCCUGCCAUCGCUCAGCCCCAGGCUUUACUGACCGCGCAAACUGCUCAGCUGCUGCUCCCGGUGUCCAUCCAGGGCUCGAAUGUCACCUCAGUGCAACUCCCAGUAGGCAGCCUCAAACUCCAGACUCCACCGCAAGCAGGAAUUCAGACUCAGCCUCAGAUAGCAACUGCUGCCUUGUCCUCAGGCUUGGCCCAGACUGUACCUCAGAAACAAGACACUUUCACGCCCCAUGUGCUCAGUCCAUCUCAGCAAGUCAGAAAGGUUUUCACAAACUCGGCAUCAAACACAGUUCUUCCGUAUCAGAGACCACCUGCUCCAGCAGUCCCACAGCCCUUUAUUAAUAAGACAUCCAACAGCCUUCCUCAAUCCAGAAAUGCACCGCUUCCAUCCCUGCAAAACGGACCUAACACUCCCAACAAGCCUGGGUCGCCCCCUCCACCCCAACAGUUUGUCGUCCAGCACUCUCUCUUUGGGAGCCCAGUCCCCAAGACGAAAGACCCUCCCCGCUAUGAGGAGGCCAUCAAGCAGACGCGCAGCGUCCAGUCCUCCCUUCCAGAGAUUUCCACUGCACACAGUCAGCAGAUGGAUGACCUCUUUGAUAUUCUCAUUAAGAGUGGAGAGAUUUCCCUCCCUAUAAAAGAAGAGCCUUCUCCUAUUUCCAAAAUGAGACCAGUGACAGCCAGCAUCACCACAAUGCCAGUCAACACAGUGGUGUCCCGGCCACCACCCCAAGUCCAAAUGGCACCACCCAUAUCCUUAGAACCUAUGAGCAGUUUAUCUGCCAGCUUAGAGAACCAACUAGAAGCUUUCUUGGAUGGAACUUUACCUUCAGCCAAUGAAGUUGCUCCACUACAAAGCAGCAGUGAAGAUAGAGAGCCCUUCUCUCUAAUUGAGGAUCUCCAGAAUGAUCUGCUGAGUCACUCAAGUGUGCUGGACCAUUCACACUCACCCAUGGAAACUUCCGAGGCCCAGUUUGCUGCAAGUACUCCCUGUCUGUCACUUGACCUUUCUGACUCAAACUUGGACAACAUGGAGUGGUUAGACAUUACUAUGCCUAACUCGUCGUCAGGACUCACUCCUCUCGGCACCACUGCUCCAAGUAUGUUCUCUGCUGACUUUCUAGAUCCCCAAGACCUCCCGUUGCCAUGGGACUAACAUCACAGAUUUCUCGUCUCAGAGUUCAUGAAGUUUAAGAUGAUGACGAUGAUUCUAAAAGGUCAGUUUUUAGGGACAGAUCCUUAGUUGCAUCGUUGCAAUUAAAAUAUGUUGUCACAGAAAGAAUGGAUAGACAGUCAUAGCCUGGAAACCAAGUUUGAAAACACUUCAUUGCAUCCAGCAGUGAAUGUCUACAAUUUAACAUAGCACAGGGCCUUCUGAAAGAUCUGUAGUCAAAGACUCAUGUGUUUCUCCAGACUUCAGUAAAGAAUGAAAAGUACCUUUAGAUAAAAACAUAAAGAAGAGUAGUGUGUGCAGGAUAGUGAUGUGAGGAUUCUCUGGUAAUCGACUACAUGUAACCGCUGUGGUCGCUUUAGACCUAGAAUAAAAGAGUGCCGGUGUGAGGGAGGUGAGGUCACUGCACGUGGUAUUUCCUGGACAUGGCCUGAGCCUGGCCCAAGAUGCAGCAGGGGUCAGAGGCAGUGGAGAGCGCCAGCAGGAUCAGUGACAGCUUCAGCUGGAGACUUUUGGUUCCAUUCAGAAACUAAUAUAAUCUUUUUGUGUGGUAGUUUAUUUUGUGAUUUUUGGAAUCUUACUUUAGAUUUCCAAAUUUAAAUUUAAAUGGAAGAUCUUUCACCAAACCAGACCAUGUCUACAAAAUACUGUCAUAAACAAUCCACUGUAAAAAGUCCAGGUAUAUUGAUAACACUGAAAAUUCUACUAGCAGUCCUCUGGGUUGAUUAGAUUGAGUUUAAUGUGUAUAUUAGGCAUUUGUAUGUACACUCUGACAUUGUGAUUUGUACGGCCUAUGCUAGGGUAAGGAAUUGGGUAUCCAGUGGUCCUGCUUUUUAAUAACUCGAAUAUUUCUAGAGUACUUGAGCCACAUGUAUUUCUGUAUUUAAGGAAUUGCUGACUAACUUUCAGGUAACCAGACCCAUCUCAAAGAACCAAGAAAAGGCUUUAGCAUAAAAUUUCUUUCUGAGCUGGUGAGUUGCAAAGAGAAAGCAGAGGAGAAGUCUGUCAUCAACCCAGGACGUUCCCAUGUGGUUACAGGUUAGGCCGUGUUGCCAGGUUGGCGCCUGACCCCAGCUCUGGCUGUCCACUCCUCUGUCGCUUAUCCCUGGCUGUCGCUUUACAGGCUUGUAACUGGAUGUCAUACCCAAGCGCUCACUAUGUUAGCAAGCUGAGGAUUGAAAAACUGGAGGUUUUAUUAAUAAUUUUUUGUUAUAGAAAAAAAGUUGUCACACAUUUGUUGAGUAGUUUAAGAAUUUUCUAAAUGCCAACUAUCACAGGAUUUCCAAAAUUAUUUCAAGCUAGUUGUUUAAGUAUAUGACAAAAUGUAAAUAACUGAAAAAAACCCUCAAGUCUACCAAAAAGCAUGGAGGUUUUUACUAGAUAAUAUUAUCAUGCUCUCCCGCUCCCCUUGUGUAAACCUAGGGUUGGGUUAACUUCUCUGGGUCAUUAAAUGGUGAAUGUUCCCACAGUGACAUGAAAAAGGCAACCUGACCCAUGAUUUGGAAGGGAUUUAUGAAUCAUUUCUGGGUUUGUGUUUUGCCUAAGAGCUGAUCUUAUUUCAGAUUUUUAUUUCGGUUUGUAAAUUUUACAUGUAAGAAAAGUCUGUUUUUCCAGUAUUCGGUCACCCAUAACACUGGAGCCGUCUAACUGGUACUUCCCAACUUGAAAGAGCUUCUGAAUGGCUCAGGGCAGAGGCGGCCACGCUCAGUAUGGUCUCUAGUGAGUAGCUGAAGUGUUUGGAAAUUGGUGGUCCAACAGUAACUCUCUGUUAACCACUACGCCGCCGUCUGACCAAGCCCAACAAGAGAGUUUACCGUCUUGGCCAUGAUGUGCAUCCCGGAGUCAGUUCCUUUCAGAGCGCCUGUCUCCAGGGGCCGGGCUAUUUACUUGGGAAGGUACUUUUCUUAGGGAAGGUCUUGGCCAUGGGUUUAUGUCUGGGGCUUAUCUGGUCCAUACUUACACUCUGAGCAUCAUCUUCAUUCAGAUUUAAAUGGCUUAUUAAAUUAGCACUACGUAUCAGUGGGACUGUAGGAGGCAACUGAACAGCUAGUGCUGUUGACUCUUGUUGCAUAACUUUCUAUUUCCAUCAUCCCAAGUUGUGUACAUAGGUCGUUUCUGGCCCUCAACUCCCUUGUUGCUUUUUUAAAAUAAGGUUUGAAACAUGCCACAGGAAGGUUGCUCUCCAAAAACACACACUGCCAUGCAAAGAAUGCCAUCUUAUUAGCCUGCUCUCUUUUGACUAUGCCUUGUGAAAGUGCCCACUUCACGUAUGUGUUCAAACCUUUCUGUACCAGCAUUUCCUUUAAAAGGAAGGCACGGAGUCUCUACUUAUUAACUCUACCAGCCACCCACUCGCACCAUUCCGCUGGGCCCUCCUGCCCUGGCUUGAGCAGCAAGCCGGGCAUCUGUGACAUCGAAGCUGCUCUCCAGGGUCCCAGCUACGUGUUCCAGGUUAGAGUGAGAACAUAGACCGUGUACAGCAUGUGACGUGACCAAAGAUGACGCUCUGUAAUCAAAGCCCCUCUGACCUAACUCGGUGUACAUAAUGGUAAGUGCAAUGGAAAAGGUGUGUGUUUACUAAAGAGGACUAUUUUUAUUGUUUGAGGUAAGUUUCACAGCCAUUAAAGCACAGGUCAGAAUAGCCAGUUGGAUUUUCAGUACACAUGUGUGUAGUUUAGAAGUGGUAUUGUUGUAUUACGUCAUCUUGCAGAAUAUCAUAUUGCCAAGAAAACAACUAACUCCUAGAAACAUAUUAUCUCACAUCCAGUCUUAUUUCCCUAAAUAUUCCUGAAACACAGUCAUAUCAAGCUUACCUUUCCAGUAUGUGUAGAUAUCAGGUCAUGUCACGGGUGGAUGAAUAGAAAGUUACACCAAAGCUUCUACGCAGUCUUUGGAAGUCUAGGAGUGUGUGGUCAUCUUGUACAUUUCAGCAAAGCAUGUACUAGGAAGCCUCUUAGGACAGUGUUAGUGGUUCACGUUCUAGUGUUUUUCCUGAAGUGUGCAAUCUACUGUAUAGUAUUUGCCACAUAUUUGUACAUAGAUGUAUUCUGAAUUUGUGGAGUUUCUUGCUUAGAUACUAUUUGUGUUUGUUUUAUAUGAAUAUUUUUAUAAUACUAAAGAGAGCUUAUUUAAAUUUCCUUUUUAAAACCUGCACGGUUCUGUGAUCUGUGUAACUGACACUUUUGUGAGUGCAGUUUCAGAACAGUGGCAGAGGCCGUCUGGCAUUGCCUCCAAGCUGCCACCCGUUGAAGGCAGUCCUGGUAAUAAGAUAGGCCACUGAACUGUGCAGUCAGCGGACACUGAGUGAUGUAUCAGGAGCGUGUUACCCAUUUUGUCACCAAAGCUGACUCAGGCUUCCUCUACCCUCAACCCCAGAUCAUUCCAGGCCACAGAGCUUUCUUCAGAGUCCUUUCAGAAUUCCCAGGCUGAAUCCAGCCACAACAGCUGACAAUACAGCUGUCCCUGCAAGUGACAGGACAGUCCCUCUGCUGUCUGCAAACAGACCUGGCCUUAGAGAAGUGGUAAAGCACUUGGGCAGGCUUUCGUCCACGCCCUCACGCUGUGUCCGUGGGCCCACCUAGUGGCUAGCCUCACCAGAGCCCCUGCUGUCAGGUGGGGAGUGUGUGGCACCACCAGGGACUUUUUAGAGAACUUGAGAGAGAAUAGCUAUUCAGUGUCUACCAGCAGAGCAACACAGGUCCAUUUACCCGAAUUCACAAAUACCCCUCCGUUUUCUGCCAUCCGUCACUGCAAACAUGAAUCCUGACUACAGGCAGCAGAGCAGAAUACCAAACAAAUUGUCCACUGCCCUGGAGGCCACAAAAUUAGCCUAGAUUAUCAACAAAUGGUAACUGGAAGGUCAGGUUUAUCAAGGAACACAGCUUACCAGUGCAGAAAUGUGUAUUUGGAGAGCAUCCUGACUGCAUUUCAGCUCAUCUGUUAAGUGGUUUCAGUCAAAACUGGAAAAUAGCGAUUGAGAUGUAGUAAUUCUUUUUCCUGGUUCAAACCUUCAGUAACUUGUUCAUUCAACAAUCUUUCUAGGCUGCCUUUUCCUUUGUGAAGUGACUGUCUGCAUGGUAAUAAGCAGGUCGACAUUUUCCACGUUCACCUUUUCUUGCAGUAUUUGAGGAAAUGCAUCAUUGCAAAGGGUUUCUACCUGAAAUCUUUGAUUUGAGGCCUGUAAUUCAAAAAGCUGCACAUGUUUACAAAAGAGCUCUUACCCUCCACGUAAACACAUUGCUCUGUGAAUCAUUUUUGGAAAAUGUCACCAUUUUGUGACAAUGGGAUGGCAAUCUCAGAUCUACAAGGUGCUGUCUGGAAUCAAAUAAAAUGUCAUUGGCAAUAUCCACACAGGUGUCGUGUUUAGCAGAGCUUUGUGCCAACUACUAAGACAAAGCUUGAACCAAGUUCAUCGAAUCACCGAGACUCAGAACAAUUACCUCUCUACAUUAUGCUGUAAGGAAACCUGCUCAUUGGUAAGAGGAGGAAGCAUUUAGAAAAGGGGUUAGUAUCUACCAAAAGUACUUCACCUCAACUAACCAAUAGUAAUGCAAACUUGCUUUAAAGGAACCAAAGGCAUUGCCAAGUAUUUGCCAAAAGGAGGCACUUUUUAUUUAAAAUUUGAGACUAUGAGAUCUCAAAACUCAGUCCCAAAAAGGUAUUAUCCAUUUAAGGUUAUAAUUUUCACAAAGAUGUAGAUAUUUCUCUUGUUUUCAUGUAAAAUAAUAUAGAUUUGUUUUGUUGGCUUAAGAAUAAUACAUAUUUAGUAGUAAUACAAAGUUUUUUCCUUUCUACGUACAAAUUAGUUUUCUUCUUUUCUUGCUUGCAGUAGAAAUGCAACGUGAUAGGUGUUUCUCUUCUUAUUUUCAUUGUCACAUUAUGUCUUAGCAUCUCACUUUAUGAAAAAAAGGAGAAAGAUACCAAUCUACAGAGCCCUGCUUAGUAAAGCACUAGUUGAAUAAACAAAAAAUUAUGGCAAUCGGGGGUCCAUUCAUGUAUUGCCUUUAUGUUAUUUUUUAAAAGAAAAACCAUGAUGCCUUUGUAUUUGCUGUUUGCACCCCUGAAAUCAAUUCCAUAUCAUGUUUGAAUGCCAUACAUUUUGCACAUGUACUGUACAUAGGUAAUGCAUACUGUAUUUUUAUAUGUGUGCACAUUUAUCAUCAGAUCUUUUGUACAUAGUGGCAGUAUUGUAGCUGAUCGGGAAAUGUUUGAUAUCUCAGCGAUUUUGCAUUUUUGUGUCUCAAAUAAAAGAAUGUUUUGGUGUACUA